AUGAACUCGCGCAAUGGCACGCUGUCGCCCGUCUCGACGGCCAGCCAGGAAUGGUCUCCCAUCACCCGCUACCAGAACAUCGCCGGUGACAAUCCUUACUCGCCCACCAUCCCUCCCAACUCAUACGGCCCCAGCAACCCCGAUGGAGGCAUGCCGCAGGGCAUGCGUCCCGCAGGAAACGGCAACCCCUCCCCGCCCAGCUCCGUCGGUCGCUCGAGUGACGGUACUGGCCUCUACGCCUCGAGUCUCAGCGAUGCAAGCCUGAACAGCCGGAAGAUGCAGGCGCUGGAAGAGACCAUGUCGGAGCACUUCAAGGUCCUCAAGGCAUACCUGGGACCCUAUCUCAACGAUGAAAAGGGCAACCCACGGCCAAGCCGGGCAAAGGAUAAGCUGACCAGGUUGUCGGCCGUGCAGUUCCAGGAGCUCAGCACAGAUGUAUACGACGAGUCGAUACGUAGGGAAGAGGAUCGCAAACGUGGAGGGCCAGGAGCGCCUGGAAACCAGACACCGGCCUUCCUACUGCCCAAGAACAAUUUCCACCCAAAGCGAAACCAGGCCAGACAGAAGCUGUCGACAUUGCCCCUCGACCGCUUCCGCCAACUCGCGACUGAUGUCUUCUACGAGCUCGAGAGGAGGUUCCCCCGCUUCACCGGAGGAGACAUUCCGCGUUCAAACAGCCCCAACGGCAGUAUCGCAAGUCGAAUCAGUGGUCGAGGUCCACCCAGCCGGACAGGCACCCCCAAUAGCAUCGGAGGUCGCCCUAGUGGACCGCCUGGGCCGGGUUAUCGAGGCCCUCCGCAGGGCGGACCUCCGGGCCCACAAGGCCAACUACGCCCGGGUUCUUCCAACGACCCAAAUUCAUUCGGUCGGCCCUUGCCAAAAACGUUCCAAUCCAACACCAUUGUACCAAACAAGGGCACCCUCGUCGAAGACGACGAUGACAGUGGGGCCGACGAAGAAGACGCAUUUAACCUCGAAGGUGCUGCAGUAAGACGGCAGACAAACAAGAGCAUGAAGAGCAUAAGCAUGGCACAAGAUAAAAUAGUGACGGAUCUGCAAAGUCAAGUAGCAGAACUACAGGGCAAGAUCAGCAGUUUAGAGGACACGAUACGAGACAAAGACAGUGAGCUCCAACGCUUACAAGAAGUGGACAGAGAGCGGGAUGGAAACACUGCGUCCGAACGGGCCGAAUGGGAUGAGCUUCGAUUGUCGCUGGAAGACAAAGUGGAAAAGGCCGAGGCGUUGAACUCAUCGCUCCGGUCAGAAAUCGACAAGCUGCGCAAUGAAAACGACGACGUGGAACGAAGUCUGCGUGCCCAAAUUGCUGAACUGGAGUCGAGGCCGCUACAGCAAGCCACCUCCAACGAUGGGGGUGACUGGCAACGGAGGUGCGAAGAACUUCAACAAGACCUCAAAGAACAACAACAAGUUACCGAAGAGGUGCGACGAGAUGCAGCCGUCUUCCUCCAAGAGAUGCGCGAACUGUCGUCCAAGAGCGAUGCCGCCGUAGAAAAAGAAGAACGCAUGGCCGGCCAAUUGGCUGCCCUCGAGGCUGAACUCAAGGACUGGAAGUCCCGCUACGCGGUCCAGAAGACGCAACUGCGAAAUCUCAAAGCCUCCUCGAUUGGCUUGUCUUCGCUGGCGUUGUCUGACAUGAUUCCGUACACUCGUGAUCCUGCGCUCAGUUCCCCGGACGGUCUUGUCAAGGAUGUGCAUGUCACAAAGUUCCAACUGAGCAUUGAUGAGCUACUCCAGACUGCACGGAGGAGCAACUCUGAACAAACACUGGAGCACAUGCGAAAUGUAGUCAAAUGCGUCCGGGCCAUUACAGGAGAUAUCGACAGCACCUCAUUAUCGCAGAUGCAGUCACCUAACAGCAGUAUCAGCGGCAGUAUCCCAAUCAGUCCCGAGAAGCAACAAGCGAAGCUCAAGUCGCGAGUGAGCGCUACCGCCAAUAACCUCAUUACAGCUACCAAGAAUCACACUUCCUCUGGUGGACUAUUGCCAGUGAGUCUGCUGGACGCUGCGGCCAGUCAUCUUUCCACAGCAAUUGUCGAGCUUGUAAAGUUUGUGAAAGUGAGACCAACGACUUCGGCAGAACUUGAACAGGAAGAGGAAGAGGAGGACCGGCCGAUGCCCCUGAAGCCGUCCGUCUACAAUGGCUACCGUGCAUCCUCGCCCAAUGGCAAUCCGAGUGGUGGCAAACCAGCAUUUGGGCAUCAACGUGGUCGCAGCAGCCGAGGAGGUAGCAGCGAUACUACUCGCUACAGCAAUUACAGCUCUCCCUAUAGCGGAUACGACCGUCAAAGUGUAGGCAUGAACGGCGUAGGUGGUCAGCCGGACAGCGGCAUGCUGGAAUUCAAGAACUAUCUUGAGGACCAGACAGCCCUGCUUGUGCAAAGCAUACAGCCUCUUGUCAACCUCAUCCGCUCCAAUCCUGUCUCCUCUCCGUCAGAGGAACAGCAGAUCUACGAUUACAUCCAGGACAUCUCCCAAGCUGUGGAAGACACAGGCAGCAAGACAUACGAUGCCGUCAGCCUGCUUUCGAAUGCUGCCCUGAAGAAACACGCGCUGCCCGUCGUGGAGAUUCUUGACGAUUGCAGGCAGGACAUGUUGUCUGUUGACUUGCGCGGUGGUGGACGAGAGAAGAUUCCACCGCUUGCUUUCAAGACAGCUCGUGCUCUCAAGGAACUUGUUCUCCGCGUUGACCGCAUCGAAUCCGGCGAGCUCACCGCUGACCAAACACUCAAGACUGAUUUCUAA
Molecule: messenger RNA, 2763 nt
Organism: Plenodomus lingam JN3
Lineage: Eukaryota; Fungi; Ascomycota; Dothideomycetes; Pleosporales; Leptosphaeriaceae
Cellular component (GO): actomyosin contractile ring; cell cortex of growing cell tip
Molecular function (GO): MAP kinase scaffold activity
Source: RefSeq, a predicted model, not a curated record